Centropristis striata (black sea bass) is the source of this 1110-nucleotide messenger RNA. It is a transcript of the gene mrpl15, whose product is annotated as mitochondrial ribosomal protein L15. Gene Ontology annotation, biological process: translation. Gene Ontology annotation, molecular function: structural constituent of ribosome. Gene Ontology annotation, cellular component: mitochondrial large ribosomal subunit. NCBI's taxonomy places the organism in Eukaryota, Metazoa, Chordata, Actinopteri, Perciformes, Serranidae. Bases 107 to 1000 code for a protein of 297 amino acids. The transcript is spliced from 5 exons. The record is from RefSeq and is a predicted model, not a curated record.
GGUCUUGCUUUUAUUUUGAAGCUAAGAAGACCUACUUCCGCUCACCUCGGUCACGUGACUUCUGUGCCCUUGGUGUGGUAGUCUUUGACAUGUGAGCAACAGAAACAUGUCUUUCCCUAAAAAACCUGGUGGUAAAGCUUUAGAUGUUUUGCAGACUCUGCCGCGGAUCACUUUAGCAAACUUGCGGCCUGAGCCAGGUGCCACAAAGGCGCACAAACGUCGGGGCAGAGGACAACAUGGUGGCAACAGAAGCGGCCGAGGACAUAAAGGAGAGCGACAGAGAGGGAACCGACCUCGGCUGGGGUUUGAGGGGGGUGCGACCCCCUUUUACCUCUUAAUCCCAAAAUAUGGAUACAAUGAGGGACACAGUCGGCGUCCUCAGUACCACCCGCUGUCACUAAAAAAACUGCAGUACCUGAUCGAUUUGGGACGAGUCGACCCCACCCAGCCCAUAGACCUGACACAGCUUGUUAACGCCAGAGGAGUGACGAUCCAGCCUCUGAAGAGGGACUUUGGAGUCCAGCUUGUUGACGAGGGUGCUGAUAUUUUUGCUGCAAAAAUCAACAUUGAAGUUCAGAGAGCCUCUGAAGGAGCCAUAGCUGCUAUUGAGAAGAACGGCGGGGUCGUCACUACUAGUUUCUACGAUCCUAUAAGUCUUGGGAUUCUCAUCCAGCCCGUCCCGUUCUUCUUGCGUGGGCAGCCCAUUCCAAAGCGAAUGUUGCCAGGGGAGGAUAUGGUCCCAUAUUACUCAGAUGCUGUAAACCGGGGUUACUUGGCAGACCCGGAGAAGAUCCGGGAGGCCCGGCUAGCCCUGGCACAGAAGUAUGGAUAUAUUUUGCCAGACAUUUCAAAGGAUGAACUGUAUCACAUGCUCUCCAUGAGGAAGGAUGUUCGUCAGAUCUUCUUUGGCCUUGCUCCAGGCUGGGUCGUUAACAUGGCGGAGAAGAAGAUCCUGAAACCAACUGAUGAGAAACUUCUGAAGUAUUACAGCUCACAGUAAUGAGGAGAUAUUAAAUAAAUAUACGGUGUAAUAAGAUACUGAGUUUUGGAUGUUGAAAACGUGUAAAAGUUUCCAUUUUAUAUUAAAAAUGUGAAAAAACUGCUUAAGAA